Messenger RNA from Peronospora belbahrii, 5805 nucleotides. NCBI's taxonomy places the organism in Eukaryota, Oomycota, Peronosporomycetes, Peronosporales, Peronosporaceae. The record is from the annotation of a GenBank genome assembly.
AUGGCCGACGUCUUAUUUACGACCAUUGUACAGUUUUGUGUUGAAAUGGCCAAGAAAUCCAUGCAAGUGUUUGAUGCAGAAAUUGUGGAUGCACAAGGACGCCAGAUGUUGCAUGCAUUGCGAUUGAAUUUACAGGAGCGAGGGUAUAGUCUGGAGCAAGGACAGAUCAUUGAACGACAAUUUCAUGUGCGAAUCUGCAAUGAUGAUGUUCAUUCGGACGAAGAUUUGAUUCGGUCGUUGUCACAGAAAAGAAUUCCAAGAGCAGAAGAACUUGUGCGUGCGAUUGACUCGAACGGAUCAGAGAUUGUAGCUCGGAAUCUGACACUACGUGAUGCGCUGACGCUCAUGCAGGCGCUAAAGUGUGAAGGGUGGCACGUGUGUGUCGUGCAGGACACGUUUAUUCAUGAUGAAGAUGUACUGUUGCGUGUGACGCAAUGGGUGAAAACAAUUUGCGCGCUUUCGAAGCAACUACAUGUGCUCUUUUGUGACAAGUUGUUUGCGAGAAAUGACUCGAGUAAAGAGCCGAUCCAGGUCAUGUUUCUCUCAGACCCGUACUUUCGUAAGGAUAUUGUCUUGGAGUUGUAUGAAUUGUAUUUGAAACUACAGGGAGAUAAAGAUCCAAAGCUGCAGUUUUCUAUCGUUUUCCUGAAAGUAUAUAAUCGUAUGAUGGUCAAAUACUUUUGUGGUGUUGGUACGCGUGAAGAAUCACUCUUUCAGUACGGUGUACAAAUUCUUACAACACCCUCUAUUGUGCAUCAUUUGGCAAGCAUGGGUUUGUUAGAUAUGCUCCUGGAUACUAUCAAUACAGCCCUUGAGAUGGCGCGCGCGCCGACGCUAUUGCCACAACAUCAGGAUGUUUACCAAACCCUUGACUGUGAUCAUCCACUGCUCAAAUUUAAGCGGUAUCAUUUUGUGGUUGAAAAUUUGGGCUACGUAUUGGGUAUCCCGGCGAUGUCAAGCUCUCUACUUCUUCGGUCUGAUCUAUUAGAAAAGUGGUUCAAUGCUCUUGCCCAAAUUCAGGGCUUGGAUCCUCAACUACGUAUACAGGAUGGUCGUGCGCACGUGACGUACGAAACCCAGUCAUGGCUCACGGCGUUUGCUUUUCAUGCUAACAUCAGCAAAAUUCUCACGCUCAUUUCGAAAGGCCUUCGCUAUCACGAGGCUGCAGAUACGGAAACGCGCAACCAAGACUGCGAGCGCAUGGUGUGGAAUAUGCUGGAAGGGUUUUGGUGCCAGCUGGAUCGAACCGGUUUGGGUACAACUCGGUUGCAACUGUAUGUUCCGCCGUGUGGUAAGUUGAUGGGGUCGCCUUGUACCGAAAAAAUUGUCAAGUAUGACGUGUCAACAGAGCCAGUAUCUUUUCACAAUCCACUGCACGGUCUGUUGAGCAGCUUUUUGAUCGAGAGUCUCUACUACGGUCCACCAUCAUCUCCUGGUAGUGCAGUUCCAUGGAUUACAGACUGGGCCACACUUCUAGACCGGUCUAUGGCCAAGGUGCUGCAGACUGAGGAGCAGGAGCAAGUUGAUGAUGAUGUGGAACACAAGAAAGCAAUGCUAAUAUAUGGAAUGAUGGAAUAUCCACUGCGCUCCAUGGUGCUCUGUGCACAAAUUAGCUGUGGGCUGUGGAUUCGCAAUGGCCAGAACAUGCAACGCCAAAUGCUCAAUUAUACCAGUCCACCGUGGUGCAGUGAGUUGCGAGAUUUGGACCUCUUUCUUGUACAAGUGAGCGCAGCGGUCGUGGGCUUUCCAAAGUUUCUAACGAUAUUUUUCGAUCGUUUUGGCCUUUCUGAGUGGCUUCUCGCAUGGUCUAAUGUUCGCACUGCAAAUGAUGAAUGUUCCGGUAUCUCGGCUCGUGGUGCUCCUUCCAGUGGCUCGGAAGACGAAAAGCAUGUGUGUUUGUUAGAAGCUGCUCUUUUGCAGCUUAUCUGGAUUGUAACCGAGCUCACGCCGCCAUUAGAUGCGAUCGAACAACGAGACACGGUACUUCGUCGUGAGAUUAUCCAUCGACUAAGCCAACACCCUUGCCGACUAUCAGAAUUGCUCGAUCAGACCACGUUUGUUGCUUCGACACCUUUUGGUGGUAUUUCUGCUCGCCAAGAAAAGCAGCAUUUAGCUCGGCUUGAGCGGAUUUUGGACGAAGUGGCUGACGAGCAGGUCAAGCGUUCUGUUAUGGUUGCUCCUCUUGGUGACGGAGGUCGCGAUGCAGAUAGUAUGGGAGACGGAGCAAUGGAGCCUGUUAAGUACAUUUUGAAGAAGGCGUACUUCAAGGAGUAUGAUCCGUCCUUCUAUCACUUGAGCCGUUCCAGCCACGAGAAGGCACAAUUUGCGCGACAGGAGGCUUUGUUCAAGACGUGGAAGGUUGAGAAUCCACCUAUUCCGCUGGUGGCGGAAGUUCCACUUCCUCAUCUGUCCUUAGGCAUGGUGCGAUUCCUUGUGCUGGAGAAGGGAUUGCUAGGUGUUUUGCGGCUCAUCCUAGAGGAUGCAAAUUGUCACGCUGUUGGCCACUGUGAUGGCAUGAGUUGUACGCCUGGAGUCAAGAAAACUAAUAUGAUGGUCGUUAUGCGUGGUAUUCAUCUGGUUAAUUUGGUAGUGCUUGUAUUGAAAUGCGGUGCUGGCAGUGCCACUUUACCGCACAAAAUUGAAGCUGUCGUGUCUGACGAUAAGAGACGGCAAACGUUAGUAUUGCUGCGCAGCGGCCCAGAUACGUUUGAAGAAGCCGACACAACUUCUCGUGGCAAAAAGCGUGUGAAGCGGCAGUCGAUAUCUCCAGACGAUGGAGAUGUCCAAAUGAAUAGUGAUAGCGAUCAAAGUGAUUUGGGCGAGGUAAACGAUCUGAGUAUAGUUGCAUUGCUUGUGACGCUUUCAAAGGAUAUGGUAAAGCACGAUUUUGAAACUUCGAAAUCAACAAUCUCGGCUAUCUACUGGAUCUUGAACGAGCUGGCUACACUAGACCGCAUCAUUCAUGCCUAUGUUGAGCUCAAGGUUUGGAGUGGAAUGAAAAAGCACGAAGAAUUAGCAACUGAGAAUGGUAUGUCGAAGGCGCAGCUCAAGAAGCUUCACCAACAGCGUGCUAUCGCCGCGAUGAUGGCAUGCCAAAAGGCUUUUGCGCAGUCAAACGCUUUUGCUGAUUUGGAUGAUGACAAUCAGGACGAUGGUGAGUCAGGGGGACCUGGAUCGAGUGGGAAGCUUAGCAUCGAUGCGGACGACCCUCAGUGCGUGAUGCCUGGUCAUACGAUCGUGUAUCGACCACCACCACCGCCAGAUUGUAUUAUCUGCUCUCAGAAAGAGAGAGAUGAGCCAAUCAUGUACAUUGGUCACGCACAAAUGAGUCGAGUCAUUAAGCACACUCAAGAGAAUCUUCUUGGCGAUGUCGAGACUGCCCUGAGUGAUGAAAACAAGACAUGUGGCAGCAGUGGGACUACAACAUCUCUUGCCCCGGAUUUCCCGCCCCAAAUUCAUUUAUCACUAUGUGGUCACGCCGUGCAUCUGCAUUGUUGGCAGAAAUACUUCGAGUCGGUAAAGACACAGUCUCGAUUUAAUCUCGAGCACAGUCAAACGAACAUCGCAUUUGAUGCGCACUUUGGUGAAUUCCUCUGCCCACUUUGUCAAGCGCUCAGUUCCAUGCUCGUACCAUGCUUUCCAGUUUGCCCACCUAUGACGUUAGUAGAACAGCAGCACGAUCGUGACGCUAUGGAACGAGUAUUUCAGUCUAAGCAAGAUACAUCCAUUAUUCUGUCGUGGCUGUCAGAGGGGCUACCAAGUCGACUAGAAUUUCUUGCAUCAUCUGAAGACGAAAGUAUGAGUGAUGAUGAUGCAGACGAAAGGACCCGGAUGCAGCGGCAGGAUGACAUUCGUGCUAUGAACCAAUUUGCUUUGUCAUUUCUCGAAACAAUGCUGCGCUUUCAACCAGAAUUGACGCAUCUGGGAACUGCAUUGAGUUCUCUCAAGAAAGGAUUCUUCUCAACGGGACCGCAGUUGACGCACUUGAUUUGGUCUUCAGUAGCUUCUACAAUAACAAGCACUCAAGUAAGCGGCAUAUCUUCUGCAAUUUACUCGCUCGAAAUGCAUGCAUCGUCGUCGAAGAACGGACACAAUGGAGUUAGUUGGCGAUCAAAUUCCGCUACUCGAAAAACGAGUACAGGUGCCAGUCCUGUAGCGCCUGCUUCUUCGUUUUCUUCGUUGCGGAUCACGAACAUCUUGAAUCCAGCUGUGCCAUGUCUGAAAACACGUCUAGCAGUGUCAUUACCCGAAGCGCUGGACCCACAGCUAGAUCAGUGUACACCGAAGGAUGACAGCAAGCUGAAUAUAUUGCUUCGUUCACUGCGCCGCGUUCCGUUGCUAUUCACUAAGCAUCGUGGAGAAUUUUACAAAAGUAUGUGCUUUCCUAUCGCACAAAAUCUUCGACUUGCGCUUUCGCCGGACCAGUGGUCACAAGCGCUACCACGAGGACCACCGCUGCAGCUAGGCUUGCCCAUUCUGUGUCAGGAUUUGUUCUACCUCAGUGUAGCAAUUUGCAGCAGCAUGUUGACGACGAAGGCUGAUAUCUUGCUUACGAUUCGUUCUCUCUGCGUCUUGCACAUGGCUCAAGUGCUCAUUCAGAUAGCACAAAUGGAAGCUGAAGAUGAGGACAAUUGCCUUGAAGAAAAAGAGAACGAAACAGAAGGACGAUGUGCUGCCGUGACCAACGGCUCAUUCCCAGAGCAACAGGAAGAUAUGCAACGUGGGCUGGAGUCGCUCAUGGUACGUCUUGCACAAGAGGCUGGUGUGGAUUUUGUUUGGAAAGAGCAAGAGGGAGCAGGAGGUAGUACCAUUGAUCUUCCUCACCGACGUCCAGCUCCACAUGGCCGACAGCUCGAGCUUCUUUUCAAGUCAUCGUGCUUGGCAUUUAUGCGGCAGGUGACACUGUUGUGCCGUGCUUUUUUUCGAGGCGAACACGACCCUGAUGCAUCGUGGAGUGCUAACUUUGUGAGUUCUCUUCGUCUUAGUACAAAUUACCACGCCAUGUGCCAACAAAUUGGUUUACCAACAAUUAGUCAGUUGUUGACGGAUGAAGCUCUGGUGGAAUAUCUCGUACGUGCUGCACGUGAACUUCGUGUUCGUCCGACAAGUGCUGCACUUGAUGAAGCAUUACUUCUUGGUUACAAGCAGCACGGUCACGCUGAGCCACUUCUUGCAAAGCUUGAGUCUCUCAUCUCAAGUCAAGAGGAGACGGAUGAAAAACCUCGAUCGGAACGUGGAAAUCUCAUUGCUCGCAGUAAUUUACAACAAGUUCCACGUCUUCCACUACGUGUGGAACCAGAUGCCGCACAAGAAGACAAGAAGAGGUUGUUUCAUGUUGCGAAUGUUCGACUUGUGAAAUUAGCGUCUUCCUACACGGAUUUACAUGCUCAAGUAUUGGGGAAAAGCAAAUGUAAAGAGACGUGGAAGAGUGUCGAGAAUCCAGCAAUUUGUCUCGUAUGUGAACAAGUCUUGUGUGCUGGAACUGAAUGUUGUCGACGACGUGAAGAUGGAAUGGGUGCGUGUACGUCUCAUGCGCUGACGUGUGGUGCUGGAGUUGGUUUAUUCUUUCUCAUUCGAUCCUCAUCUGUUCUAUUGAUUUUUGGGCCACGAAGUUCGUACUUUGGGUCACCGUAUCUCGAUAUGUUUGGUGAAGAAGAUAUUAACGUACGUCGUGGAAGACCAUUGUACUUAAAUAUGAAACGGAUGAAAGCAUUGCAAGCAUUAUAUGCAAAUCAUCAAGUGGCGAAUGAAGUUGCACGGAAUCGACGUACUUCGGACCAAUAUAUUCGUAAUAAUUAUUACUAA